This is a messenger RNA of Striga hermonthica, 1121 nucleotides long. Lineage: Eukaryota; Viridiplantae; Streptophyta; Magnoliopsida; Lamiales; Orobanchaceae. The record is from the annotation of a GenBank genome assembly.
GUUUGUGGUCGUAGGAGCUGAAUCAUCUUAUAACAUCAUUAUGGGGCGAACGAGCUUGAAUGCGUUCCAGGCGGUCGUAUCCACAUACCACAUGACGAUCAAGUAUCCUGUGGGCGAAAACGUAGGGGAGAUUGCCGGGGAUCAGCUCACUUCGAGGAGCUGCUAUCAAACAACGGUGAGCAGUAACAAGCAACUGGCGAAGAGGCAGGCCAAGUCGAAGGAGGGGGAGGUUAAUCGACCAGGUAAGUUGAGGUCAAAAGAGGAUAAACAGAGGAUGGAGAAGGGUAAGGAGAAGAUGGAUAUCCAGCCAGAGGGAGAAGUUGAGGAGAUUCAGAUGAUCGAGGGGUGUGAGGAGAGAAAAUUCAGAAUCGGGAAGGACCUGGAGGAGCCUAUUCGGUCGAGGCUGAUCGAUCUGGUUAGGGAGUUCGCUGACAUUUUUGCCUCUACAGCGGAGGAGUUGACGGGAGUAAGUGCGGAGGUUAUCGAGCAUCGGCUGAACAUCGGCCUCAGUGUGAGGCCGGUGAAGCAGAAAAGAAGGCACCAUGGGGCGGAGAUGGACAAAAUCAUUGAGAAGGAGGUCGAGAAGCUAUUGGGAGCAGGGCAUAUCAAGGAGAUCCAGUUCCCCGAAUGGUUUUCAAAUACAGUGAUGGUGUCGAAGGCGGAGGGAAAAUGGAGGAUAUGCAUUGAUUUCCAUGAUCUGAACAAAGCAUGCCCAAAGGACUUAUACCCACUGCCCAGAAUCGACCAGCUGGUCAACUCAACGACGGGGUGCGAACUGCUGAGCCUGAUGGAUGCCUCCCAGGGAUAUCAUCAAAUUCCCUUGGCGAGAGAAGACAGGAAGCAGGUGAGUUUUGUAACGAGUCGAGGAACCUAUUGUUACGUGGUCAUGCCGUUCGGCCUAAAGAAUGCAGGCGCCACAUAUCAAAGGUUGGUCGAUAAAAUCUUUAAGGAGCAACUGGGGAGGAACAUGGAGGUGUAUGUGGAUGAUAUGUUGGUGAAGAGCAAGGAGGAGUUGGAUCAUGUGCGAGACUUGAAAGAAACGUUCUCAACAUUGCGGAGGUAUGGGAUGAAAUUGAAUCCAGCUAAGUGCUCUUUCGGGGUGAGGUCGAGAAAAUUCUUGG